GUGGAAAUAGCGCAAGCAUACUAUUUAGUAAGGUAGUGUGCAGUUUUGCAAGUUCUGCCUUUCUUCCGCACUACAUUUCCCGCAAAUCUUUGCUGCACCACAAGAAUGGACGACAAGUCAUGUGGAUGAAAAUACAACCGUGCAUCUGCCGAAGAGAAAAGGUCGGAGAAAGAUGCGGGAGGAGGAGGAUGACCACACCGCCGCCAAACCGGCCAGGAGAUCGCAUGUUAUCGCGGCCAAGUCCGUAGACGUGGCCGAGUGCGAUGCCGCGAAGGAUCAAGCGCCCAAACUAUGCGGAUACCUGAACAAACUGGUAGGCAAAGGGCCCCUGAAGGGAUUCAAAACACGCUGGUUCGUCUACGACCCGAGGAAGUGUUACUUGUAUUACUUCAAGACUCACCAGGACGCUCUUCCUCUUGGCCACAUCGAAAUCGCCGACGCUUCUUUUACCUACGAAGUGGAGGGAGACGAGGGUCAGUUCGAGAUCCGCACCGCUGGCAAAGAGUUCCUCCUCAAGGCACCCAGCAGGCAGGUGAUGCAAUACUGGCUUCAGCAGCUUCAGCAGAAACGAUGGGAGUUCAGUAACACACGAGGAUGUGGCAACCGAGACAGCUUGUGCUCCCCCACCCCGCUUUUUCCUCACACAGGCCUGGUGGCCAGAGAUGCUGAUGCCAUGCCCCCUGAGCUGCCUAAUGAAACUAUGGAGAGUGUGCGCAAUGAUUUCACAGAGGAGGCAGACGCUAAUGGCUUAGUUGGACUCCACACUGCAAGGAACCCAACAACACAUAAUUUUUCCCUUCGACACUGGGGCUCUGAGCUGAGGAACAGUAUGUCUCAAUUGCGGCCCAGCCGAGGGGGAGAAGGCAGACGCAGUGUGUUUUAUGCAUGCAGCAAUGAGGAGUGGGAGAUGGUGGAUCCCCCCACUAAGGACACUCCAGAACACAAGCCUCCAGCUGAGAGUCAGCGCCGUGAGAGCCCUUCACACCUCCACAGACACUCCAUCGGCUCAGCGUUCACGUUUGAUUUCCGGAGCCCGUCACGCAUUAAGCGCCAGUUCCAGAUAGGCUUGGUUAAAUCGGGCCGCAGUACGGAGACAUCACCGGUGGAGUGUAACGACAGUAAGGCUGUGGAGCUGCAACUACGUCUCCAGAGCCAACAGGAGGAGUUGAGCCACUUGCAGGAGGAGCAGAACCGCUUACAAGAGGAGCUCAGCAGUCAGAAGGAGCUAGUGCGUCUCCUGCAGCAGACACUGAGGACUGCUCAGUGUGACCGCUGGCCAGGGGAGAUGGACAUGGCCGGGGCAUUGACUGAGCGAGAUGGUCAGAUCCAGGCGCUGUGUGGUCACAUGGAGAGACUGGCACUGGAGAAAGAGAGCCUGCAGCAGGAGCUGAAGAGCCUAAAGAUCAAAGUGGGAGAGAUUAAUGAUCAGUUAGGAAUGCUGAUGGAAACAAUCCAGGCCAAAGAUGAGGUCAUCAUGAAGUUGUCACAGCAGAGCCAGGAAGGGAGCAAUGAGGCAGACGAGUGCAGCUCUCCUUUAUUACGGGAAAGGCAAGAGCUCUACCAUUUGAGGGACAGCCUUCAGGGAUACAAAUCUCAGAAUAAUUUCCUGAACAAAGAAAUCCUUGAAUUGACAGUGUUACGAAGGAAUGCUGAAACUAGAGAGAAGGUCCUAGAGGCAAAGUACAGUGCUCUGGAGGCCAAGCUGUGCCAGGUGGAGAGUAAGUACCUGGUGCUCCUGCAGGAGGUGAAGACUCCGGUGUGCUCCUUAUCCGAGCAGAGCUCAAGCGGUGAUGUCAUAUCUAGACUGCUGGAGGAUGCUCUGCAGGUGGAGAGCUCUGACCAGCAGGAGCACACGAUUCUUAAGCCCCAUCCCGUCAGUGAGUACGAUGUAUAUGGCUUCAAAACUGUUCCAGAAGAGGAGGAUGAGGAAGAGAAGCUGGUAGCCAAAGUUAGAGCUCUAGAGCUCAGGUCUCUCUCUCUGACUGACCAGGAAGUGUCUGUUGGGGUGAAGUGGGAAAACUACCUGGCUGGAACCAUGAACAGGGAGAUGGUGCGCUCUCCAGAGCUGAAGGCUUUAAUCCGGAGCGGUGUGCCUCACGUGCAUCGCUCCAAAGUCUGGAGCUGGUGUGUUAACCUCCACGUGAAGAAGUUUCGAGAGUGCCAGAAGCCAGAUUACUAUGAGAGCCUGUUGUGCACAGCGAGGGACAAACCUAACCCAGCGUCUAAACAGAUAGAGCUGGACCUGCUGCGCACGCUGCCAAAUAACAAGCACUAUGCUUCACCUUCAGCUGAUGGCAUCCAGAAACUCAGAAAUGUGCUGCUGGCCUUUUCCUGGAGGAACCCAGACAUCGGCUACUGUCAAGGACUCAACAGGCUAGCAGCCAUAGCUCUUCUCUAUUUGGAGCAGGAGGAGGCUUUCUGGUGUCUCAUCACCAUUGUGGAAGUUUUCAUGCCACGAGACUAUUACACCAAGACGCUCCUCGGUUCACAGGUGGACCAGCGUGUGUUUAAGGACCUGAUGAAUGAGAAGCUGCCGAGACUUCAUGCUCACUUUGAGCAGCAUAAAGUGGACUUCUCCCUGAUCACCUUCAACUGGUUCCUGGUGGUGUUUGUUGACAGUGUCGUCAGUGACAUCCUCUUCAAGAUAUGGGAUGCUUUUCUCUACGAGGGACCAAAGAUGCCGCUCGACCACGCCCCUACCGCCACACGACGCAAAAUAAGUACCGAGAUCAUUUUCCGCUUUGCCCUUGCUCUUUUCAAGUGCAAAGAGGAAGAGAUUUUGAAGUUGCAGGACCACAUGGCCAUCUUUAAGUAUCUUCGAUACUUCACACGGACAAUUCUAGAUGCAAGAAAGCUGAUGAACAUGGCUUUUGUGGACAUGAACCCUUUCCCCUUAAGGCAAAUCCAAAACCGUCGCACCUUUCAUCUGGAGAAGGUUCGACUGGAGCUCACGGAGCUGGAAGCCAUUCGCCAGACAUUCCUACGUGAGAGAGAGACCUCCCAAAAUGGACGCACGCUUAUCAGUGAUGAUGAGGAGGACAACUGAAUCCCUGCCAAUCAGCAAAGACACGUGCAGCGGUGUGAGACAGUGACGUGCCUCGUUUUUUAUUAGUUGCACCCAACAUUUUGUUUAUAGAGAUGUAGUGUUUGGGGCAUAUAUUUAUAAUAAGUGAUCUCUUCACGUGCUUGCAUUGUGGUCCACAUGAAGCAGCCAUUUUAAGUGUAGCAGUAUCUUUCCUUCCUUUUCCUUUUCAAGAGUUGUCAGUGAUGGUUGAUCUUUUGUUAUAGUUUUCUUACAUAUCACCAUAAACAGUCCGCACAUUGAUAAGCAAGAUAGUAUUUACUAGACAAAAAUUUUACUUCAGAAAAGUUUAACUUGCGUAUGUCGCGCUGGACAUGCAGUGCAGAUACACCAGUGUUCUCGUGAUCAGACUUCCAUGUCUCACACUUGCGUUUAUUGAUUUAGCAUUGACUGUCACUUGUUUACUUUUUUAUAUCAUUCUCUUAUUAGCACUGUGCAUUAUUCUCUGUUCAUGUUAUUUCAUUCAUUCAUCUCCAGUAACUCCUGGUUAGCAUCACUGUGGAUUCAGGUAAUAUCCCGGAAACACUGGCAUGAGACUGGAAUACACCCUGAAUAUGCUGUCCAUUACAGGCCAUCAUGUGCACACACUCACACACACACUCAGUGACUAUGUUUACAUGGACAACAGUAAUCUAAUUAUUGACCUUACUCUGAGUAAGACAAUAAUGUGAUUAAGGUGUUUACAUGAGUCGCUUUUAGAAUACUCCUGUCAUGUACCCAUUUUACAUGUUAUAGAACAUAGAGCGAUUAACAGCACACGUCAUUGUCACCGCGCUACACCGUCCGACGUCCCUCCAGAAUUUCACAUAUCAACAUACAGUUCGUCUUCGUUAUGGUACCGUAUACAGUUCGGGUGUUUUUAUUUAAAAUUGUUAUGAACGCUUUAAGUGCAGUUAAUUAUUUGUCAUGCUGUACGUGCAAAUAGACGACUGCUUGAAGCCGUGGGCUGCGUCCCAAACCGCGUACUUACCUUCUAUAUAGUAGCGGAGAUACAUGUAUUUCGUCUACUACAGUCCUAUAGUAGGCAAGUACGCGGUUGGGGACGCAGCCGUGCUCUCCGUAAAGUCUUGAGCACUGCCGUGUGUGUACGUGUCCUGUCACAAAAUGCAGUGAAAACACUCACAUGACAUUAAUAAUGUGAUUAAGGUGUGUACGUGUCUGUAAUACACGUCCAUAAUGCGACUAAAACGGGAGUACUCCAUAUGUCUUAAUUCGAUUAGUGUUUACUUCGAGUAUGACCGUAAUCGGAUUAAGGUAAUUAAAAAUUGCUGUUUAUAUGGUAGUUUCUUAAUCAGAGUAUUGUCUUAAUCAGAUUAAUAUUGGAUUAUUGUUGUCCAUGUAAACGCACUGACUCACAUAGAGAGGCAGUCUAGAGUAGCCAAAUGGCAUGUUUUUGGGAGAUGUAACACCGGAGAAAAUCCACAGGAACACUGGGAGAACAUGCAAACACAGACAUGGUGCCACCAUGCCACCCAUUAUUCUUAUUAUGCUUGUGAAAUUCAGUAUUUCAGGUUUUGAUUGUGGUAAAUUUUCUCGGUACUUCUGUUGCUGUUUUCCUUUACUUAUGAAGCACUUAAAUCACUUUAAAUUAUGGACAUUCAGCUAGUUCAGGGAAGCUGAAGAUGCUGUAGGUUGAACAGAGAAGUAGUGAAUUCUCUCCUGUGUGUGCAUGAAGUAUCUGCAGAAGCUCAGUGUAAAUUCCUGUCUAUAGUCAUGUGAUGACACUUAGCUGCUGGAAAACAAUCCUUAGACAAUGCAUAUCGUUUAGUCUGUCAGAGCCAUGCUGCUUAUUUCUGCUUGAGUGACAUUUCUUUGUUAGCAGUCAGCUGGGUUUGGACCAGUUUGAACCUUCAUCUGUCAAGAUUCAGCCAUAUAUGCACUGCUAGUGCAGUUUUAGUUCUUUUCAUAAUUGGCGGUUAUGGCCUUGAAUUUUAAUGCAGCAUUGUGAAUACAAGUUUAUAGAACUGAAAACAAUUUCCCAUGUAUUGAUAAAGUUAGAAACAUGAACACGACAAACAAGCCUGUGUUUUGGUACCAAUUGAAUGAUCUGAGGUUUACCACCUUCUACCACAGGGAGCAGUAUUUAGUCUUUUUUUAUUUUUUAUAAUAAUAAUAAUAAUAAUAACAAUCAUAACCAUAAUAAUAAUAAUAAUAAUAAUAAUAAUAAUAAUAAUAAUCAGUUAUUAUGUGCAGCAUUGAUACACAUUCCAUUCCUCAUACGCAUUGCUUAUUUUUAGUCUUUCGUUAAAUCUAAAAAUGAAUUUACAUGUUAAGGGUCUAUGUGAUGAGGGACAAUGAAUGUUAGCUUAUUGCCCUUUUAUAAUGCUUUAUUUUCUAUAUUUUGUUAUUCUCUCUAUCUUUUUUAAUUAUCUCUAUCUUCUGAUUUAAUUUACAUUUGUGACAUGACAUGUAUACUUUGUAUGAGGAGUAUUAUAUCCCUUUUUUACUUUGAUAUGUGCCAGUGUUUUUUCACAGGUUGUUUCACACCUUACAGGUUGUCCCUCCCAUCCCCUAUGUUUUAUCAGAAAAAGAUCAGUACUUAACCCGGUGUAUUUGAUUUCCUUCUGAUAAGAAAAAAUAACUUAAUUGACUCUUUAUUCAAAGCUGUGAGUGAAUUUUUUCAUUGAGAGCUGGUCUCUCAUGAUUGCCAUUUAUAUUUUGGGCAUUUUUGUAGGAUUUUGAUCAGAUCUAAAAGUUCCAUCGUGUACUUAUCAGUGAUUAAAUUACUUUUUUUAUAUCUGUAUUCCCUACUUAAUAGUAAUUUCACUUUUCAUUAAGGACAUUUGCUGUCCACUGCCCGUGAUAUCUGGCCAAAAACGUAACCUUCCUAGUUUUUCCUUAUCUUUUAAGUAUUUUCCAUAUGGAUUACAUGUAGGCCUUGUUUUUAAGCACAUACAUUUUAAUAUUAUCUAGUCCAGCCUUUUCUACUGCUUUAAUUGAAUAAGCUAGCAUGUCUCAUUUGCAUUGUUAUGACUCAGCAAUGCAUUGCACUGCUAUAUCUGCAUAAAUGUAUAUCUAUUACUUCUAUAUAUGAAACCCAUUAAUAAAUCCUUUUGUGCAUUUAAAUGAAUCAAGUAUUUCAUAGUGUAAUCGUUUUUUGUCUUAUUCUACUCAAGUGGCCUGAUCAAUAAAUUUCCUCACCAUAAAGUGCA
Ictalurus punctatus (channel catfish) is the source of this 6234-nucleotide messenger RNA. RefSeq names its product TBC1 domain family, member 2B (gene tbc1d2b). Bases 173 to 3046 code for a protein of 957 amino acids. The record is from RefSeq and is a predicted model, not a curated record. NCBI's taxonomy places the organism in Eukaryota, Metazoa, Chordata, Actinopteri, Siluriformes, Ictaluridae. The transcript has 14 exons.